AUGAAGGAGCCAGAAGUUGCUCAUAUCGCCGCAACUUUAUUUUCUCAAGAAUCUGUUAUGAAAGCAAAUAUUCAACAUAAAGGGGGUGUUAGUGGUUAUCGUCUGGGGUUUCUUGUGCAGGAAGCAAGUUUCAAAGCUGAUAAGAAAAACUUGAAGGCCUUCAACGCCAUUCUCGCCUGUUGUAUCUAUGGUAUUAUGUUGUUCCCGGACGAGCCAAAGUUUCUGGACAUGAAUGCCAUUUCUAUCUAUAUCCAGAAGAAUCUGGUGCCCACUAUUUUGGGAGACCUGUAUCAUUUUGUGCAUUUUAGAAGCGAUAAAGGCAAAGGUGGAGUGAUUUUCUGCUGUGCUCCGUUGUUGUAUCGAUGGUUUGCUAGUCACCUUCCUUCGCAAGAGGCAUUUGUUGAUACACAACAUACUAUGAGAUGGUCUAAUCGCUUGAUGGGGCUAACCUCCAAAGAUCUCAAUUGGUACAAGCCAGGCUUGGGAAGAUUGGGGAACAAAGAGAUUAUUGUGAAAUGCGGCGGAUUUCCUAAUGUCCCUCUCUUGGGCAUAAGAGGUGGCGUCAAUUAUAAUCAUACACUUUCUAGAAGGCAGUUGGGGUAUGCGCUGAGGGUGCCUCCGACCGAUCGGGAAGUGAUGGAAUCCUUGUCUUAUAAUGUGCCUGAUAGUACUGGGAUGAUGGAGAAGGCUGCCAAAGCAUGGGAAAAUGUUCAUCUGGAAGAUAGUACUUAUUUUGGCAAAAGAGAUGCUGGAAUUUACUCUCCUUAUGUUCAGUGGCUCGUUGAGAGGAACAUGAGACAACGAUGGCCUUUUCAUUUGGAAGCUCCUUUGUAUCACCAGAGUCUUGAUCAACCUGACGCGGUGCCCAAAGAGUCUUAUGAUCAACUCUAUGCUCAAAGAGUUCAAUUGCAGUCGCAAAAUGAGGAGUUGGGGGUGAAACUCCUUGUGGCUGAGCAAGAAAAGAAUCAGUUAUCUCAUAAUCUUGAGAAGAUCCAAGAAGAGUCGUGA
This is a messenger RNA of Lathyrus oleraceus (garden pea), 1008 nucleotides long. RefSeq lists its product as uncharacterized. Bases 1 to 1008 code for a protein of 335 amino acids. The record is from RefSeq and is a predicted model, not a curated record. The transcript has a single exon. NCBI's taxonomy places the organism in Eukaryota, Viridiplantae, Streptophyta, Magnoliopsida, Fabales, Fabaceae.